Rhinocladiella mackenziei CBS 650.93 is the source of this 1770-nucleotide messenger RNA. RefSeq lists its product as uncharacterized. The transcript has 2 exons. The coding region runs from base 1 to 1770 and encodes 589 amino acids. The record is from RefSeq and is a predicted model, not a curated record. Lineage: Eukaryota; Fungi; Ascomycota; Eurotiomycetes; Chaetothyriales; Herpotrichiellaceae.
AUGCUGCAUUCCAUCCACGACAUCAAUCCAGCUCGUCUGAACGCGAUCAUGCCCACUCUCCAGCGUAUGGAGGAUGAUCCGGCGUUCCUUGAGUACCGAGAGCGUCGUUUCAACCAAGAUGAGCCACCACCAUAUUCAUCGCACAGCACCACGAGAUUGCCAACUCCUGACCUAUUCCCCCCGACCGCGGACGAUAUCGAUGUAGACGAACUUCUUCGCAAACCGUUGAGUGACUAUGAGAUCAAUUUGAUCCGGGGGAGAUUUAAGCGGUAUCACCCACGCGAUCGAUACGACGACGAAGUCCGUCAAGAAAAGAAGCGGAUCGAUGACGCAUAUAGCAGACGAGAUGCCAACUAUAUUCCGCUCUAUCGUGGACCUGAUCUGAUCGGACGUCCGGGUCAACAGAGGGAAUAUAUCAUGGCCAGACACAGCAUCAAAAAGCGAUGGCAACAACUGGGAGUCUGGAACCCGGAAUGGGGAGUACCAACUGACGAACUAGGGGGGUUUGGCAACGACGACGGCCCUUACUCCUGGGCGUGGGACCGGAAACCGCGGUACAUAAAGCGGAAGUUCAAUUACUUACCACACGAAGAAAAAAUGGCUAGUUGGCCCUCGCCAGAUGAGGAAACCCCAAACGAGCGAGCGAUUCGACUGCAUCUCUCGAGAGAGGGCCGCUGGAGCGAGACUCUGAAGCUACAGUCUUCAGAAGCUGGAAAGCUAUAUGACGUCGACGCGGACGAUCGUGAGUCCCUAAUCAUGACCCGACCUUGGUACGUGUGGGCACUGGAGGUUGCUGAGGAGGAGGUGAGAUUGAAUCGCGAUCCAAAGCAGUCGCUGGUCGAUGUCUAUUAUCCGGCGCGGGCGAAUGUAACAGCAAGAUGGAAAGAGAAGGGAUACUGGAAGGACAGCUGGAGUAAAAAUGCGCUGGGAAACUGGAUGGGUGACUUGAGAGACUUGCCGGGAUGGAAAUGGAGACAUGAGUCCCCGUCACCAGAACCUCCGGAUCCGAACGACAUGGAGUUCACCCCAUCCGAGAUUGAUGCGCUAGAAGCGAUACGCCCUCCUACACCCCCAUCUCCACCGAGGCCGUCGUCUCUUCAACCUCGGGGUCCGACUUGGAGCAAAAUCUUCGGGCUUCUCCCUGGCUACGACCCCGACCCAGCACCACCUACUUAUGCACAGCCAACCUCGAAGCCAUACGCAGAUGGUGAUGGCGAUGACGAAGGCAAUAGGCCAGGAGCUACAGCCGAACCCAUUGGUGGAGAGUCAGCACAGCGGUUGCGGGAGAACGGCGCCGACAUGGCUCCUUGCGCAGAACAGGGGGGACUCUUUCCCUCUGUGCAACACCAUGCCGACGUGGCAAGACCUACAAUGACCGUAAUAACCGCAAGCAACAGCGUCGGCCGACCACGCGUCGAAAUUGCCUCUCCGGUUGCCCGGAAAACCCGACUAGGGCAACAAGCGUCUCGAGCUCCGGCUAAGCCUUCAAAUAUCUCCAAGCCCACUCCAGCACCCCGUCGCAGCCCUAGGAUUGCAGAAAGGGAACGACGGUUAAAUGGUAUUGGCGUCUCGUCCGAGACUGUGAAAGCUGUAGACAAAGAGAACCUGACACUGCCACCAUGGAAAGAGCUGAGCCCGCAGACGAAAGAGACCUUGACGAGGGCGACAAAAAGGAAGAAGGAUCGCGUUAAGGAGAGACAUCCGCUAGCACCAUCGAAACCGCAAGGUGUCGCAAAGCGGAGGGGCCGUUCAAGACGUUUGAAUGCUUGA